Messenger RNA from Monomorium pharaonis (pharaoh ant), 2738 nucleotides. RefSeq names its product phospholipase A-2-activating protein (gene Plap). Gene Ontology annotation, cellular component: nucleus; cytoplasm. Gene Ontology annotation, biological process: ubiquitin recycling; proteasome-mediated ubiquitin-dependent protein catabolic process. Lineage: Eukaryota; Metazoa; Arthropoda; Insecta; Hymenoptera; Formicidae. Gene Ontology annotation, molecular function: ubiquitin binding. The record is from RefSeq and is a predicted model, not a curated record. The coding region runs from base 147 to 2480 and encodes 777 amino acids. The transcript is spliced from 6 exons.
GCCGAUCGUGGCGCAACGGAGCACGCGGCGACGAGUGGCGUGUGAAGUACCUGGAGUCGUGUGUAUCGUACGACGAGAAAGAGAGAGAAAGAGAGAUUUUGACACCUGCCUCGAGGGAAUCGACAAGGACUGUGCGACCAGCGGCCAUGGAGAAGCCACCGUACAAGCUGAGCAGCGUGCUGCUCGGUCACAGCGCGGACGUGAGAGCGGUGGCCACCUUCCUCGACGGCACCGUCGUGUCGGCCUCCCGGGACAAAACGACGCGUGUGUGGAAACCGACCGGGGAGGGCAACGAGUAUGAGACAAGCGCGACAUUAACAGGCCACUCCAACUACGUCAGCUCGGUGUGCGUUAUAAAUCCAUCGGAGAGGGAUCCCAAGGGUUACAUUAUCACUGGCAGCAAUGACAACACCAUAUGCGUUUACGUGGCAGGCGAGACGACGCCCGCGCACACGUUAACGGCGCACCAGAACAAUGUGUGCAAGUUGGCGACCGGUAAGAGGGAAGGCACGUUUCUCUCGAGCUCCUGGGACCUCACUGCCAAAUUGUGGGACAUGCGGGACCUCAGUAAGCCACAGCUGAACCUCACCGGUCACACUGCCGCAGUGUGGUGCGUGGCUGAUCUGGCGAGUGGCAGUAUAGUGAGCGGAUCGGCUGAUAAGCUGGUGAUAGUGUGGUCAAGGGACGGCGCGGUACAGCAUAAGUUGACAGGGCAUACCGAAUGCGUGCGCGACAUAGUCGACAUUAAGGAAGACGAGUUCUUGACCUGUGCCAACGAUGCCAGCAUAAGACACUGGAACGCCAAACUCGGGACCUGCUUGGGCACGUAUUGCGGCCACGAGAAUUACAUCUACAGCAUAGCGGCCGUCCCGAACGGCACGUACGUCUACUCGUCCGGAGAGGACAGGACGAUUAGAGUGUGGUACAACGCGGAAUUGAAACAGACUAUCGUUCUACCGACGCAAUCGAUAUGGUGCAUCAAUUUGUUCGCGAACGGCGACAUAGUCGUCGGCAGUUCCGACGGAGCCGUCAGGAUAUUCUCGUCCGAUACCGAGCGUUACGCAAAUGCGGAAACAUUAGAAGCGUUUGAGAAAGAAGUGGCGAAUACAACUCUGAAUGCACAGCAGGUAAUUGGGGACAUCAAUAUAAAGGAUUUGCCAGAUUCAAAGGUACUUCUGCAGCCUGGUCAAAGAGAUGGCCAAACGAAAAUAGUGAACGAGGGGAACACAGUUAGAGCGUACAGUUGGUCGCAAAGUGAGCAACGAUGGAUAAAAAUUGGCGACGUGAUGGGUGCGUCCGGAGGUACCGCCGCCACCUCCGGAAAACAGCUUUAUAACGGCAUAGAAUACGAUUACGUUUUUUCAGUCGACAUCCAGGAUGGUGUGCCACCUUUGAAACUUCCAUAUAAUAAAGGUCAAGAUCCCUGGCAUGUUGCACAGAAGUUCCUUCAUGACAAUAAUCUGAGUCAAUUAUUUUUAGACCAGGUUGCAAAUUUCAUAGUAAAGAAUUCUGAGCCAGCGCCAGUUUUGAAUACCGCCUCACAAUAUGUAGAUCCUUUUACAGGAGGCAGUCGAUAUGUUCCUGGAUCAGGAACAUCGUCUAGCACGCCCGAAGUUAAUGCACAAUCGUUUAGUUCAACAUUCAGUUCUUCCAACACACACGCGUCUCCCUCCUAUAUACCUCACUUGAAGUAUUUAAAGUUAGAGCAAGCAAAUUUAUCUGCUAUUUUCGAAAAAUUAAACGAGUUAAAUGCUAAACAAGAGAGUAUGUAUAAAGUACCAGAGGAGAAGCUGAAUGCAAUAGAAAAAGUUAUGAAUAAUCAAGUGUCUGAAGAAGUUAAAACCAGUGCUAUCAGCGCACUUAAGAGCCUUCUAGAUUGGCCGGACAAUAUGGUGUUUCCAGCUCUUGAUAUAGCGAGACUCGCUGUGCUUCACAAGGAAGUAAACGAUCAACUGUGUACGGAAGAAUUGCUACCGAUCAUACGAAGACACAUCAAAUCCGAAAACGUAACUUCGCCAAAUCAAAUGCUCACCUUCCGUCUGAUAGCCAAUAUGUUCCAGCACGAAAAUGGAGAACAACUCGGUUUAGACUAUAGGGAUGAGAUACUCGGAUCUCUACUAGAUUUAAAGCCUCUUGGGAAUAAAAAUAAUCAGGUUGCAAUAUCAACAUACACAUUGAAUCUAAUCAUAGCGCUAAAUAAAUAUAAUGAUACCCCUGGUAGGACAAAAGUUCUAAAUGUACUAUUUGCCAUAUUGCCUCGUUUGAAUGAACCCGAAGCAAUAUUUAGAACUUUAGUUGGAUUAGGAACAUUAUUGUCCGCUACAUCAGAUCCUAAUGAUCGUAAUGAAUUAAUUAGUGCUGUGCGACAAUCUGAAACUGCUUUGAAUAUUCUUACAACUUUAUCGGAAAGCACAAUCGACCUCAGUAUAUCAAGCAAAGUAAUAAACUGUUCCAAGCAGAUUAUCGAUUUGAUUACAUAAUGCGUUUAAACAUGCUGCUCGUAAGAUUAUGAAAAUAAGUUAAUUAAAUAAAAAAAAGAUUGAAAAUAUUAUAACUGUAAUUAAUUAUGGCAAUGGUAUUAAUUGUCGCAAACAUGAAAUAAGAAAGAUUUUGUGGUGCACUAAAAUAAUUUUGAUGAAUGCGAUUAAAAAUUUAAGAUAAAGUAACUUUGCACGUACAUCCAUGUUUUACAGCUCAGUUGCUCAAUUGUAAAAAAUAAAUACAUUUUUAAUACAAUU